This is a messenger RNA of Aplosporella prunicola CBS 121167, 1171 nucleotides long. RefSeq lists its product as uncharacterized. The record is from RefSeq and is a predicted model, not a curated record. Lineage: Eukaryota; Fungi; Ascomycota; Dothideomycetes; Botryosphaeriales; Aplosporellaceae. Gene Ontology annotation, biological process: mitochondrial translational initiation; translation. The transcript has a single exon. Gene Ontology annotation, cellular component: ribosome; mitochondrial small ribosomal subunit. Gene Ontology annotation, molecular function: structural constituent of ribosome. Bases 90 to 905 code for a protein of 271 amino acids.
CGACUCCAUUGAAGUGUGUGUGUCCCCAUCCAUCCAUUCGCACCUCCGCGCUGACCUCCCUCCUCCUCCUCCCAGCCUCUGCCACCACCAUGGAACUCCGACUGCGCUCCAACCUCAUCUCCGCCUUCGCCCGCCCAUGUCUCCACCACCACCACCAGCGCCAGUCCCUGCUGGCCAGCACGAGGGCCUUCAGCGUCUCAGCCGCCCGCCACGACGGCCAAUCCCCCAGCGGUAGCCCCGAAGAGCAGCAGCAGCGCGCGCCCGCGCCGACCGGAGCGCCCACGCAGCCCAACGCCUCGCCGCGCUCGCACGAACUAACCAGCCUGCUCAACGACGCCCUGUCCUUCACCAAGACGGCCGGGCCGCGGACCUCGCGCUUCAAAGCCGCGACGGCGCAAGCCGACAACCGGACCCACACGCGGCUGGGCUUCUCGCAAGCACCCAACACCAACAACAACGCCAACAACCCGUUCGGCGGCGCCGCGGCGCGCACGCGCAGCUCCUCGGCCGAAGACGCCCUCAACCUGUUCGGCUCGCUAGACCGGGGCCCGCGGCCGGGGGGGCUCUACGAGCGCGUGGGCCAGCUCUCGCGCGCCCAGGGCAUCGCCGCCUCGCCCAAGGACCUGCUGACGCCGCCGGACCCGGAGCUGCUGCCGCGGCUGGGGCCCGCCGCCGGCCGCUCCAUCGAAAUCAGCAAGAAUCUCGACCUGGCGCGCGGCUUGCGCCUGCUUGAUCAGACUAUGAGCCGGAACCGCGUCCGUGGCCACUAUCUCAACCAGCAGUUCUAUGAGCGCCCGGGCUUGAAGCGCAAGCGUCUGGCUAGUAUGCGCUGGCGUAAUCGCUUCAUGAACGGCUUCAAGGCGACGGUCGAGCGUGUGCAGUAUCUUAGGCGGCAGGGCUGGUAGAUGGGGUGGGGUGUUGUGGUUGGAUUGGAAGGAGUGGAUGGAGCGGAGAGCACGCAGAGCAAAGAGGAAGAAAACCCGAAACUUGACAGCAGCGGCCACGAGAAGACAGAGGGCAGAGUGUGUGUGAAUGCGGUAUAGGCACGACGUACGCAUGUUUGCAUCCAGGGGGUUCUGUUCAGGCAUCAAGGGGGGGUCCCAAGUUGUCUAGUCUUUUGGCUCCGCGUCGAAAAUGUAUCAUCGUCUGUAAAUGAAGCCACGGUUCUCAC